Prunus dulcis (almond) is the source of this 2095-nucleotide messenger RNA. RefSeq names its product cell division control protein 48 homolog B. Lineage: Eukaryota; Viridiplantae; Streptophyta; Magnoliopsida; Rosales; Rosaceae. The transcript has 12 exons. Gene Ontology annotation, molecular function: ATP binding; ATP hydrolysis activity. Bases 170 to 1846 code for a protein of 558 amino acids. The record is from RefSeq and is a predicted model, not a curated record.
GACACGUCUUGCCCGACACUAAAACCUAAAGGCUCUAAUUGUAAUUUGCAUGACCUCCUCUGCCAGAGACCACGUCUAACGCCGUUGAGCGGCAACAGUCACUGCCUCACAAUCACAGAGCUUCCUUCUUUCUCAGCUCUCCCUCUCUUUCUGUCUCUCGCGCGUUGAGAUGGAAAACCAUAGCUUUUGUAGCAGCAGUAAGACCAAUACCAACAACCCCAACGUCACAGUGCAAUGGAGAGCCGAAGAAGCCAUAGCUGGCAACGCUGAAGCUCUCGAAGCUCUCAGAGAACUCAUCAUCUACCCUCUUCUCUAUCCGCGUGAAGGCCAAACUCUCGGUCUCAAAUGGCGUCGAGGUUUGCUUCUCUACGGUCCACCGGGCACCGGAAAGACAAGCUUGGUACGAGCAGUGGUUAAGGAAUGUGGUGCACAUUUAAUUGAGAUCAGUCCACAUUCUGUUCACAAAGCACAUGCUGGAGAAAGUGAGAAAUUUUUACGGGAGGCUUUCUCGCAGGCUUCAUUGCAUAAAUCGUCAGGCAAGCCAUCAGUUAUCUUUAUAGAUGAAAUAGAUGCACUCUGUCCUCGCCGUGAUUCUAGAAGAGAGCAAGAUGUUCGCAUAGCUUCUCAACUCCUUACGCUGAUGGACUACAAGAUGUCCUUGGCAUCCAUACCACAAGUUGUUGUUGUUGCAUCCACUAACAGAGCUGAAGCAAUCGAUCCAGCACUAAGAAGAUUUGGGCGUUUUGAUGUUGAAAUUGAAGUUACUCCACCUACUGAAGAAGAACGCAUUCAAAUUCUCAAGCUCUACACAAGAAAGCUUCAUUUGGAUUCCAACGUUGACCUCCAAGCCAUAGCUGCAUCUUGCAAUGGAUUUGUUGGGGCUGACCUGGAAGCUUUAUGUCGUGAGGCUGCUAUGCCUGCAAUUAAAAGAAACUUAGGUGCAAAUAAAGAUGCUGGUGUGUUUAGCUUAACAACAGAAGACUGGAAGCAUGCAAGGUCUGUGGUUUGCCCAAGUAUAACAAGAGGUGUUACGGUGGAAAUCCCCAAAGUGACUUGGGAAGAUAUAGGAGGAUUAAAAGAUUUGAAGAAAAAGCUCCAGCAAGCCGUUGAGUGGCCUAUUAAACAUCCUUCAGCGUUUACAAGGCUGGGAAUAUCACCCAUGCGUGGAAUUCUUCUCUAUGGUCCUCCAGGAUGUUCAAAAACCACCCUUGCUAAAGCUGCUGCACAUGCUGCCCAAGCUUCUUUUUUUUCUUUGAGUGGUGCAGAAUUGUUUUCAAUGUAUGUUGGAGAGGGUGAAGCUUUGCUGCGCAAUACCUUUCGGAGAGCUCGCCUUGCAGCACCCAGCAUAAUACUCUUUGAUGAGGCGGAUGUUGUUGGUGCCAAAAGAGGUGGGAGUUCAAGCAACAGCAGUACCGUUGGAGAAAGGCUUCUAUCUACUUUGCUGACUGAAAUGGAUGGUUUAGAAGAGGCCAAGGGAGUCUUUGUUUUGGCUGCUACGAAUCGUCCUCAUGCGAUUGAUGUUGCAUUAGUUCGCCCAGGACGCUUUGAUUUGGCACUCUUUGUACAACCACCAGAUUUAGAAGGUCGAUAUGAGAUACUUCGGGUGCAUACUCGUAACAUGAGCGUAGGAGAUGAUGUUGAUCUCAAACAAAUAGCAAAAGAUACUGAGCUAUUCACAGGAGCCGAGCUGGAGGGUCUAUGUAGGGAAGCUGGAAUAGUGGCUCUGAGGGAAGACAUAUCUGCCACAGUUGUGUGCCAUCGCCAUUUCCAGACUGCAAAAGAUUCUUUAAAGCCGGCAUUAACCAAAGCCGACGUGGAUUCAUAUUUGGCAUUUAGUACUCAUUAGAAUCAAGUGCAGAACAUGAAAAGUGCAAAAGGACUUCUUAUGCGCAAAUGCAAAACAAACCCAGCCCAGCAUAUACUAUCCAGUAGCUACUACCUGAAAGAGUUAGGUUUUAAUUAACUGCUAUGUACAUAAUUGGUUAUUUGGUACUGCUGUCCUCAGCUUUAGUUUUCUUAGCUUUUGAGAAUAUUGUCUCCAUUUGUUUCCUACCCCAAAAAGAAGGCUCUGAUGAACUGAAUAUUAUAUAUAUAU